Thalassophryne amazonica is the source of this 2727-nucleotide messenger RNA. RefSeq lists its product as uncharacterized. The transcript is spliced from 21 exons. NCBI's taxonomy places the organism in Eukaryota, Metazoa, Chordata, Actinopteri, Batrachoidiformes, Batrachoididae. The record is from RefSeq and is a predicted model, not a curated record. The coding region runs from base 1 to 2718 and encodes 905 amino acids.
AUGGGUUCCUUCCUUGGAUGGCUUGUUCUCCUGACUGCUGUUGUAAGAACACAGGCUCAGAAGAAGCCUCUUAUAAAUGUGACAUCUGAAUGUUUGGGUAACAUUAUACGUAUCAGUGUUGGCCCACUUGGAGGGAAUUCUCUUGAAGUUGCUGCAGUUGUCAAUAACUCUACUGUCAUCAUCACGUCAAGCUUGGCUUCCCAAUGUGGCUUCAGUGUGGUGUCUGAUCGGCUUGGGAGUACCGUUAUCUAUGCCUCGGUCUUAAACUGUUUUUCUAUGAAUGUGGAUGACAAGUCAUUUAAGACUAUGUUGAACCUGCGACUGUAUGGAAGCCAAAUUGAUGAGGUCUACCAGGUGGCAAAAACAUGUCGCUACUCUGAUUGGUCCUCCAGGGAAAUUGUCUGCAGUCAUAACUACAUGGAGGUGUCUGUGAAAAGGGCUGUUGUAGAUGACUACAUCCAGGCUGAACCUCGUUUCCUUGGGACAAAACAAAAUUCUGGAGAUCGUCGCAGAGCAGCGGAGAAAACACCCAUAGAUGCAGGUUUCAAAAUCUCUACAGUUGUGUUCUUCCUGCCUGAGGACAGAACUCAGAAAAUGCGCUUAUCUGACGCCCAGAGAAGAGGUUAUGGACUUACCAACACUCCUACAAGGCUCGUUGUACGAAGUCCAAUGGAGGCACGUGAAACCUACACACAGAUGGUAUCAGGCGUGCCAAUGACGGUGCUCAGCACUUCUGUGCUCUUUCAGAAAAGAUGGCUGGCAACUCAAAUCGACACAACAGCUGCUUGUCCACUAGUAGAAGGUAGUGUCUUCUUCACGCCAAGUAUGAUCUGCUGGUACCUGCCGAAAUGCAUCGACCCUCUAGUUUCCUCUGAUUUUCAUCUGUCUGAGGUACACAUGGGCAUCAAAGGCGAGCGACUUGAUGCUGCUGAGAUGGCUAGUCGACAAUACUCUCUGUCCAUCUACGAUGUACACAUCACUGUCGAAAUUCCCAUUGGGGCUGCUGGUGGCUACUUGAAGAGUUACUUUGAGGCUGGCCAGUACUUCACAUCUUAUACAAUCGAGCCAAUGCUCGAGCUGCUCUGGACUGAAGAUGAAGAGGACACGCGAUAUAAAGUCUUCCUUCCUGUCACAACACCACUGCUGCGUCAUCACCUGAAGGUCCUAGACGACACCGUUCCAGAGGAACAGGUCUUUAAGAUGGUGCUGGGGAGUCUCGCCCCUGAUGUAGUGCUUGUGAACAUCACCUUCCCCAAUGAGAUUUUGUCUGUGGCUGACUGCAACAUUAGAGGCUUCAAUGUCCAGGAACACAUGUCCUACAACGGCUCAAAGGUCUUCACCCUGCAGGUGCCCUUCACGGACCGCGUAGUUCGUACUAUGAAAGAUGCAGCCUUCACAAUCUACUACCUUGACCUGACCUUUGGCCUUCUGGUUCUGCCUGAGCAAGUCCUGUUUUCUCACACUUCUUACAUUGAAGCAAAACUGGCAUCUCAAGUUGCUCCAUCCAUCUCUGGUAGCUGUGACCAUGAGAACUUCUACAUCACUGUGAAAUAUGGGACACAUGGCUUGAACUUCCAAACUGUACUGGGGAAAAGACCCUUGACCCAAAGCUUGGCUGAGGACUACAACUUCAUGGAGAAUGGGACACACUUCAGUCUUUCUGUACCAAUGUCAGCUCCUGUUGUCUCUAAUGAGGCAAUUGAGUUGUCCUCUAUCAGGAGCAGGCUUGAUGUGGUUCUGAAGAGUCCACACACCAACAAAGCUCUCAAAGCCUUCUCGUUGGCCUGCUCCUUUGUUGCAACACUAACUGAGUGCUAUCCCAAUGGGACCAUAACUGCUCUAGCAGUGAAGCUGGAGUCUGUUCCAUCUCUGAACCCUGCAGAGCUGACCCUCCGUGACCCAAACUGUGGCCCUUCUUACAGCGACGACCGCUUCGCUUACUUUGUGUUCACUGCUAGCACCUGUGGGACAACAAGAAGGUUUUUAGCAAACUCUAUGCUGUAUGAAAAUGAAAUCUCUCUGCCUGAUGAACUUGAGGUGCAAAGGGACCCUAACUCAAAGGAGCCAUUCUAUGAGCUAAAGAUUUCUUGUUACUAUGACAUAAAUAUGACCCGCGUGGUGACUCUUCGUAUGAAACCAGUCAGGAGCAAGCCUCAUGCCGAAGCAGCACAAGGCGAACUGGAAGUCGCAAUGAGACUUGCUUUGGACAACUCCUACAGAACACUUCACCAGGUUGAGGAGUAUCCUAUACUGAAGUAUCUUCAGCAGCCACUCUACUUUGAGGUAGAAUUAAUGAAGUCAACAAAUCCUAAAGUCUCAUUGGAACUGGAGAACUGCUGGGCAACAGUGACUAAAGACCGGCUGUCCCAACCCAGAUGGAACCUCAUUAUUAAUGGCUGUGCAAAUCCAGUAGAACCAUAUGAAGUAGUGUUCCAUCCUGUCUGGGUAAAUGACAGAGUGACACAUCCUGCUCACUUCAAGCGCUUCGAAAUCAAAAUGUCUGCCUUCACCACCAACCAAGAUGACUUGAGUCGGGAGCUCUUUGUCCACUGCGAUGUGGUGAUCUGUGACCCAAGGAAUCCACUAGGAGGUGUCUGCACCAGGGAGUGUCCAAAUGAAGUAAAAGGACAAAGGCGGGAAGCUUCAGGAGACAAUGACUUGAAGCAUGUGUCAGUUGGACCCAUCAUUAUAAAUGACCACAAGACGAAUAAAAUCUAAGACCUUUGC